This is a messenger RNA of Eubalaena glacialis (North Atlantic right whale), 3147 nucleotides long. It is a transcript of the gene MSANTD3, whose product is annotated as Myb/SANT DNA binding domain containing 3. NCBI's taxonomy places the organism in Eukaryota, Metazoa, Chordata, Mammalia, Artiodactyla, Balaenidae. The transcript has 3 exons. The record is from RefSeq and is a predicted model, not a curated record. Bases 129 to 956 code for a protein of 275 amino acids.
CGGCCGCCCAGCCUGCGAGAGGAGCCGAGGCCGCCCGCGCUCGCAUCUCGCCGGCCCCUCCCCCGAUCGCCGUGGCCGCUGCGCCGCCGCUGCAGGAUAGCUAACAGCCAGGAGAAACGUAGUGGAAAAUGCAAAACAACGAAAUCAUAAAACCUGCCAAAUACUUCUCAGAAUUGGAAAAGAGCAUCCUGCUGGCUUUAGUAGAAAAGUACAAGUAUGUGCUGGAGUGUAAGAAAAGCGACGCGCGAACUAUUGCCCUCAAGCAGCGUACCUGGCAGGCGCUCGCCCAUGAAUACAACUCGCAGCCCAGCGUGUCGCUGCGGGAUUUCAAACAGCUGAAGAAGUGCUGGGAGAACAUCAAGGCUCGGACCAAAAAGAUUAUGGCCCAUGAAAGGAGAGAGAAAGUGAAACGGAGCGUCAGCCCCCUUCUGAGCACCCACGUCCUGGGGAAGGAGAAGAUCGCCAACAUGCUGCCCGAGCAGCUGUACUUCCUGCAGAGCCCUCCCGAGGAGGAGCCCGAGUACCAUGCUGAUGCCGCCACCCAAGAAUCAUUUGCUGUUUCAAAUAGAGAACUGUGCGAUGAUGAGAAAGAGUUCAUACAUUUCCCAGUAUGUGAGGGGACCUCUCAACCUGAACCCUCGUGUUCAGCUGUCAGAAUAACAGCCAAUAAAAACUACAGGAGCAAAACCUCUCAGGAAGGUGCUUUAAAAAAGAUGCAUGAGGAAGAACACCAUCAACAAAUGUCCAUCUUACAGCUGCAGCUGAUACAGAUGAAUGAGGUGCAUGUGGCCAAAAUCCAGCAGCUAGAGCGAGAGUGUGAGAUGGCAGAGGAGGAACACAGGAUAAAAAUGGAAGUUCUCAAUAAAAAGAAGAUGUAUUGGGAAAGAAAACUGCAAACUUUUACCAAGGAAUGGCCUGUUUCCUCAUUUAACCGGCCCUUUCCCAAUUCACCCUAAGACGGUGGGGUGUGGCUCCCUUGUAAUUAAUCUGUGUUGGCAAAGAAGGUCUGGAACACGAACUUGCGGUCGGUAGCCUGUCACAGAGCUACAACUAGGAAGAUGAGAGUGGUAGUAGUCACUUAUUUAAGAAUACAUUCAGGUAAACAGCUGCACCCUAUGUACCCCUGAAGUGGCAAAGAAGCUGUUAGAGUCUUCUGAAAAUUAUCACUAUGAGUGCUAUCAUUCUGAAUGUAAUGUCUCUUGAUUAGAAUUCAUACACGAACCAUGUGUGAGUGUUGUUGUUGUAUUUUUUUAAUCAAAUGCAAGUGUGACUAUAAAGGAGUGUGGCUGGGUUUUGUGGGGUUUUUUUUUUUUUUUUUAAAUAGACGUCAGACCUUGUCUAUCCAAAUGAAUGCCCUCCCAUUGAAAGUGGCUGUCCUGGGAGGACACACGUUUCUCCAGUGGUAAUGCUGUUACUCAGAAUUUGCUAGAGGUCUUUUGGAGCCUCCACAAGAGCUAUAGCACACUUUUCAUUUUUUCAGUGUCAUCUUUGGAGCGUGGAUUUUCUGUUUUUAAACGGCCGAACAUAAUGGAAGGCUGUUUUCUAAUGUGGCUCAUAGGCUGCCUUUUAAGGCCUUCCUUUCCCCAAAGAGGAGCUCCAAAUAAUGUCUCCAGCAGGUGUAGCUUUGUUGGAACUAAGGAUGUGACUACUUUGAGGGAGAAACGUUCGUUUAGAGCUCUACAUUCUGUCAUGCUUGUUUUAUUAAAAGACAAGACUUGUGAUUGUAUAGUCACACUGUGUAUGUUUUUUAAAGGUGCUGCCCGCCUCCACUGUGCUACAGUUUUUAGCUUCCUGCUGUAGUUUCCUACCGACUUUGUACUACUGAGUAAAUGGUUGCCCUUGUUUUUAAUCUCUAGCCGCCUAAGGAAAGGCCCUUCCCUCGCCAUGCUCCUGGUGCUAGCUAAUAGUGAUGCUACAUAGUCUGCAUAGUCUGCAGUUAGUAUUGAGCUUUUUCAGAAUCCAUUACCAAUGUAUUUGGAAAUGUGGAUUGAUAAAUGGAUAUUUUGACUGAGCUGUGAUAUAACUUCUCCUGUAGCCUAGUGAGAAAAACAGUCUUGGGAGUUGGGCAUAACAGUAGCUGGAAGAAGCAAAGUGACAGUUAAGUGCCAAGGCAGGUCAGCAAUUUCUGAGAAUGAAAGUUCAAGGCCAUGUGGUGGGGAAGGAGCAGUAUGUGUGACAGAGGCCAUAUAGGGAGUGCAGGACGAGGAGUCAGGGCUUGAAUUCUGAGCUCGGCUCUGUCUCAAGUGCUAUGUGACCUUAAGUUACUCCAUUUAGUCUUUGGCCCUGGUGUUUCCUGUCUAUAAAACAGGAGAGUUGGUCUAGAUGAUGGUUAGAAUCUGCUACAACUCCUUGACUGUGAUGUGAUCUGCACAGUCUUGGAUGAGUACUGCUAACAUCAUAGUUGUCCGGAGGGCGUGGGUCAACAGGGAGAGUUUACUGCAGUGGCUAAGCUUCCUUCCUUUCAUAAUUUUGGAAUUUGGGUCCCGGGGUCUGUAAGUUCAAUAAAGUACAUGUAUACUAAUACAUGCACUGCAUAAAACUUAAGUGGAUAUCAAUUUAUUUUAUAUACUGAUCAUAUUUUAAAUAUCUUAGAGGAACUGGUUAUUUGAAGGAACCCUGUGAAGACUAGUCUUCUUUCAAAGGAAGGAUGCUUUUGUAAGGAUUUGUGUUCUUAAUUUAGUUUUUACCAAAUGGACCCUUUAGAGAAGCAGCAUCUGGAAAAAGUCCCAAGCUUAACCGAUUUAUGGGAGACAGAUUAGGGCAGGGAGUGGCAGGUCCUCAACACAGAUGAUGUGAACUGAGAAAAGUUUGCCUUUGCUUCACCUAUUGAGCCAUCUGGAAAUCUUAAUAUGCAGAUUCUGGUGGGGGGGGCCUGAGAUUGUGCAUUUCUCACAAGCUCCCAGGUUAUGCCAGGUCUGCCUGUCUGGCCACCACAGUUCUGUGUAGCAAGGUUUUAGAGGACCCUGUGAAGCUUUUACCUAUUCUCAAAAAAAACAAACAAACAAAAAAACAACCCAUUGGGUUAGGUACAUUUUUGUGUACAGUAUUGUGCCGGAUAUUAUUCCUCUCCCAGAGUUACCACCUAAUCACACAAAUAACAAUGUAGAACAACACAAAAAAUGCUCACACACAUAAUGGAACUAUAAA